CCGCGGGCCGACUUCGUGCGGACGGUCACCGAGUUCGCCAAGCGCACCGGGGACUUCCCCAGCCUGUCGGCCGCCGACCUGCAGGUGUUGGCGCUCACCUGCCAGCUGCAGGCCGAGACCGCGGGGCCGGGCAGCGUCCGUCUGCAGCCUCCGGACAAGGUGCAUCUCAGCUCCAGCCCGAGGCACCCCGAGGCCACGCUGCACCUCGCCGGCUUCCACCUGCCUGCCAAGCACAAGCGCCUGUGGAAGGGCCAGCAGCAGCAGCAGCAGCACGGCCCCGACAGCAGCACGGAGCUGCCCGACAGCGUUGAGUUUGGCUCCUUCCUCUACUGGAGGCCACCCUUGCCCAGCAUCGAGGAUGAGCUCCAGGAGAUGUUGAAAACACACAGCAUCUCCAGCAGCACUGAUGAGUGCCAGAUCUCAGAAGAUGGGGAUGGUGCCGAGGAGGAAGAGAAUGAGGAGGAGGAGAGCGAUGAUGACAGCGAGGGCUGGAUAACGCCAAGCAACCUCAAGCAGAUCCAGCAGGACACGGGGCACUGCGACACUGUGCCUGCCAACGUGCAGGUCGGCUGUGUCACCACAGACUUCUCCAUGCAGAAUGUGCUGCUGCAGAUGGGCCUCCACGUGCUGGCAGUGAAUGGCAUGCUGAUCCGCCAGGCCCGGAGCCACAUCCUGCGCUGCCAUGGCUGCUUCAGGACAACUUCGGACAUGACCAAGGUCUUCUGCCCUCACUGCGGUAACAAGACACUGAAGAAAGUUGCAGUGAGUGUCAGUGAGGAUGGGAGCCUCCACAUGCACUUCUCCCGCAACCCCAAGGUGCUGAACCCACGGGGACUCAGGUACCCGCUGCCAGCACCGCAGGGAGGGAAGCACGCCAACAACCCGCACCUGGUGGAGGACCAGCCCUUCCCACAGCAGCGGCUAUCCCGCAAGGCCAGGCAGAAGACCAAUGUCUUCGACCCCGACUACAUCGCAGGGGUCUCUCCCUUUGCAGAAAAUGAUAUCUACAGUCGUGCAGCCAACCUGCAAAUCCGGGACAUGGCGCUGGGCGCUGGUAGGAGGCGCCUGAACCCCAACGCUGUGACAAAGAAGUUUGUGAAGAGAAGAUGAAAGGCAGUUUGGGGCCUUUGGCAGUGCAGUUGUGAGGGAAAGGGAAAGGUGGGCUGCCUGGGCACUGCAUGGCACUUGGUGACAGCAGGAGGGUGAGAUGCCUGCAGUGUCGGCAUCCAGGCUUUCCUUCUGGGCUUCUUCAGGUGUCAGUGGGGCAGGCAGUAGCAGGGGCAAGGUUCUGGGUGUGUGAGGCACUGACCCUGACCACCUGCCAGACCCUGCACACGUGGAAGGUGCUAGCUACACUCCUAGUGAGAUAUUGGCAUUUCCAAGGACACAAUUUUGAAUGAUAUCAUUGUGAAUAAACACAAAAUGCUACACCA
Molecule: messenger RNA, 1433 nt
Organism: Meleagris gallopavo (turkey)
Lineage: Eukaryota; Metazoa; Chordata; Aves; Galliformes; Phasianidae
Source: RefSeq, a predicted model, not a curated record